Messenger RNA from Fraxinus pennsylvanica, 2124 nucleotides. The record is from the annotation of a GenBank genome assembly. NCBI's taxonomy places the organism in Eukaryota, Viridiplantae, Streptophyta, Magnoliopsida, Lamiales, Oleaceae.
AUGCAAAAGGGAGGCAAUAAGGGGGUGCCAGGGCGCCAUGGAGGUGGCACCGUAGCACCCAAUGACGGAUUGCCAACAGAAGGGCCGGAGCCCCAACGCCGGCCACCGGGCCUCGGAGCACUGGCUAGGUUCUUUAAGGAAUACCCACAUCCAGAUGAGAAUCAGAGGAAACAAUUGAGCAGGGAACUAGCACUCAACACCAAUCAGAUUAAGUUUUGGUUUCAAAAUAAAAGAACUCAGACAAAGACUCAACAUGAAAGAGCAGACAAUAGCACCCUUCGAUCUGAAAAUGAAAGAUUGCAUUGUGAGAAUUUAGCAAUGAAAGAGGCACUGAAUAAAAUCAUCUGCCCGACUUGUGAUGGUCCACCUCUCGACAAAGAAGAGAGGCAACGAAAUCUACAGAAAUUGAGAAUGGAAAAUGCCAUAUUGAAAGAAGAGCAUGAACAAGUGCUUAACUCAUAUUCUAGCUUCAUGGGACAAUCACCAACUUCUUUGCAAACGUCAUCUCUUGGUAUUGGAUCUUCAUUCAGUGAUACCAGAAAACAAUUUUUUGGUCAAGGGACGGGAGGCCCACCUCUUGAUCCUGAACAAAUUCCAAGGAUGGAAAUACAGGAGAUGGAGAAGUCUAUCAUUAUUGAAACAGCUGCUGCUGCCAUGGAUGAAUUGGAGAAACUUCUACAAAUGAAAGAACCUGUGUGGAUCAAGUCUCCAACAGAUGGGAGAUAUUUUCUUCAUCGAGAUAGCUAUGACAAGCUUUUUCCCAAGGCAAAUCAUUUUCAAGCCUCUAGUGCCCGGGUUGAAUCAUCCAAAGAUUCAGGUGUCGUGGCAAUGGCUACGUCAAACUUGAUUGAGAUGCUUCUUGAUUCAAAUAAAUGGAGAGACAUGUUUCCUACUAUGGUCACUAAUGCUAGGACCAUAGAAGUGCUUGAUUCAGGAAGUUACGCUGCAUCUUUGUAUUUGAUGUAUGAAAAAUUGCACAUCCUAUCACCUCUUGUGGCACCCCGAGAAUUCUUUUUCAUUCGCUAUUGUCGACAAGUUAAUUCAAACAUGUGGAUAAUGGCCGAUGUAUCCUAUGAUUUCACCAAAGAGCUUCGAGAUGCUUCCUCUUCCCCGUCUUGGAAACUUCCAUCGGGAUGUAUGAUAGAGGAUAUGUCAAAUGGAACAUCAACUGUUACAUGGAUCGAACAUGUUCAAGUGUAUGAUAAAUUGUUAACUCAUCGUCUCUAUAGAGAAUUAAUAUGCGGUUGUCAAGCAUAUGGAGCCAAAAGGUGGAUUGCUAGUCUUCAAAGGAUGUGUGAGAGAUUUUCAUUCUCAAUGGGGCUAACUAAUAGACCUACACACGAACUUGAAGAAGGCAAACAUUUGCUCUUGUUCAGCGUGAUAGACUCAGCUGAAGGCCGGAGAAAUUUAAUGCAACUUUCUCACAGAAUGAUCAAGAUGUUCUCUGAAAUAUUGAGCAUGUCAAGCAAUCUAGCUUUUCCCCCCACAUCAGAAUGGAACAACAGUGGAACUCGAGUCUCUCUUAGACAAAGCAAUGGUCUAGGCCAACCGAAUGGCUUGAUCGUUGGCGCAGCCACCUCUCUGUGGCUUCCCCUCUCACCUGAGAAUCUCUUUAACUUCUUCAAAGAUGAUAAAAAAAGAGCAGAGUGGGACGUUUUAUCCAACGGAAGUCCUGUUAGUGAGAUUGCACACAUCUCAACUGGAACACAUCCUGGAAAUUGUAUCUCUAUCAUCCAGCCAUAUGCACCCAAGGAAAACAAGAUGCUGAUGCUCCAAGAAAGUAGCAUUGACUCCCUAGGAGCAAUUAUAAUCUAUGCUCCAUUAGAGUUACAAUCCAUCACCUCGGCUGUGAAUGGUGAAGACACUACGAUAAUUCCUAUACUUCCAUCUGGAUAUAUAAUCUCUAGUGAUGGCCGCCUUGAUCAUAAGGGAAUUGGAGCGUCAAGCAGUUCGAACAUGAGUAACUCCAGUGGUUCACUCUUGACAAUUGCUUUUCAAAUACUAGUGUGUUACAACGCACUUUCAGAGCAACAACAAAUGGAGUCAGUGGCCACUGUGCACUCUCUUAUAAGCUCCACAGUUCAAAAAAUUAAAGUAGCUCUUAAAUUCUCCGAGUUGGAUUGA